Molecule: messenger RNA, 1390 nt
Organism: Dinoponera quadriceps
Lineage: Eukaryota; Metazoa; Arthropoda; Insecta; Hymenoptera; Formicidae
Product: chymotrypsin inhibitor-like
Exons: 2
Coding region: 477-758 (93 amino acids)
Source: RefSeq, a predicted model, not a curated record
GUAUUGAUAUCUUCACCAUUUUUAAUUUAAUAGAUGUGACUAAUAAUUAAUAAUAUUUAAGAUAACAUAGAAAAACAUUUUACAUAUAUAUUGCUGAUAUUUACGCAAUUAUAAAAUUCAAGUUAAUCACAGUUCGAAACGAAGACCAGCCAAUUUGAUUAACCCGAAAACCCUUGUUUACGAAACGAAAUUAGAUUAUAGGCCAACUGAUAAGAUUGAUAGCUAACCGGUUGAUAUCAUACGGCUGGCGAUAUUGGGAUUUCAGUCUCUAGAAAAAUGUAUGUACAAAUCUGUGAGAUGAGUAACGUGGAAAAAAAGAAGGAAGUAGGAGUGCCGAAAAAAUAUUCAUCACGUCGAAGGCCGCCCGCCGUAGUAUAUAAGCACGGACGAUCGACACUUACUGUCAGUCCAACUCGAGUUGCCCAAAACGCAAGUUGUGUCGCAAGUUAAUACAUUAUCUACUGAAAAAUACAAGCAUGUCUCGCGCAGUGGCUCUUCUCUUCCUCAUCGUAGCAGUUGUCACCAUCAGUGCCCAUCCCCAAGGAUUGAAAAGAGAUUGCGGCGAAAAUGAAGUAUUCACUAAUUGUGGUACGUCGUGUCCGCCCACUUGCCAAAAUCCACAACCUUACGCUUGUACACUGGUAAGUAAUGUAUUCACUAACGACGAGGCCAUAUUUAGGAAUAGUUAUAACAAUUUCGUCAAAUAUCUUAACGAAUUUUUUUAUAUAUGUACCAUCGUAAAUAUAAAUUUACUUUGAGUAUGUUACUUUUAUGUUAUCCAUUAGUUUGCAAGCCAAAUUUAUGUUCGUGUAUUUAUUAAUAAGCGCAACUUGCAAAUAUACUUGAAUGGAAAAUAUGAAAUUCUCCAUAAUAAUUUUAUCUAAAUGGAAUUUGCAAUAUAUUAAGUAGUUCGUUUUUUAUUUUGCAGGCUUGUGUGAUAGGCUGCGAGUGUGCCCAGGGAUAUGUUAGAAAUGCUCAAAACAGAUGCGUGCUUACACAUAAUUGCUAGUAGAUUAAUAUUUGAGCAUUAUAAACAUGAUGCCAAAAAUGAGUCAAUUGCGUCAUCGAAAAAAUGAUAAACGCGUAGUUACAGCUUUUUCGACUCUGCUGAUUAAUAUGUUUGUUGUGCAGAUUUUUUAACGACGCCUAUCGGACGAAACAUUAUAUUGAGAUUAUUAUAUAAUUAGUUCUUUUACAUUUGUUAAGACAAUAUUGACUUUUAUGUUUUUAAUAAAAGAAAACUUUGGAAAAGAUCAAAAUGUUAUUGUGUUAAAAUUUGAUAUAAUUCCCUUAUUUUCCUUACGAAUUAUUGAUAUCUUCAACUAUUUUUUUUAUUAAUUAUUAUGGGUUUAUCAUACCAAAUAAUGUUUAUAUUUAUAAAAAUAUUGGA